Molecule: messenger RNA, 1564 nt
Organism: Gilbertella persicaria
Lineage: Eukaryota; Fungi; Mucoromycota; Mucoromycetes; Mucorales; Choanephoraceae
Product: mannosyltransferase putative-domain-containing protein
Exons: 4
Coding region: 449-1375 (308 amino acids)
Biological process (GO): mannan biosynthetic process
Cellular component (GO): Golgi apparatus
Molecular function (GO): alpha-1,2-mannosyltransferase activity
Source: RefSeq, a predicted model, not a curated record
AAUAAAUAAUCUUGCUUCCCGGGUAAAAGUCAAUGUAUUUUUGCUCUUCUUCACUACCUUUAUUGUUUAUUGCAUAUAUACUACCUCCCAUAGCCUUUCUGUGAAGAGCAACAAUACGAUUGCUAAAGGGCAAGGGCAACACAUACUUACACCACCACCACCAUCACAACAACAGCCUAUCCAAAAGGAAAAUGUGUGCAAGACAAAUCGUGUAUUGAGAAAUGUAGACCCAAAUCAUACAAAUGCUCAUUUAAGUUUUUGGACGCAUCUUCCUGACUCAACGAUACAGGCAUACAAGCAUAGAUGGCAAAGAUUUAUAACAAACAUCAAGCAUACUGAAGUCCCUGCAUUUACUGGUGACCGUGGUAUUGUGUUAGUAGCAGGCAACAAGGAUACACUAGCACGUACUUUGACAACUAUCAGAUUAUUGAGAAAUGAAUAUCACUGCAUGUUACCUAUUGAAGUAUGGCACUUGCAUGAUGAACAACCUGAUGCGAAUAUUAAGCAAGAACUAGAAAAACUAGAUGCACACGCACGAGAUUUAUCAAAUUUGGACCUGAUUCAACCCAUCACAAAGAGGCGAGAUGCAGAAAAGCAAUUUCAAAUUAAAGCAGCGGCGAUCAUCAAUUCUGCUUUUGAACAAGUUCUGUAUCUUGACUCAGACAAUGUGCCUGUACAAGACCCUACCUUUCUUUUUGACACACCUGAAUAUCAAAACUCAGGUGCUUUAUUCUGGCCAGAUUUUUGGAAGACUCACGGAGAAAACAAAAUUUUUGAUAUUCUAGACAUUGAAUGCCAAGAUGAUUGGGAACAAGAAUCCGGUCAAAUGGUUAUCCAUAAGCAAAAAUCAUGGCUUCCACUUCAACUUGCAUGGUACAUGCAAAAACAUAGUGACAUUUACUUUCAGUUCUUAAAUGGCGACAAAGAUACAUUUAAAUAUGCCUGGAAAGCGCUUGAUAUGCCCUAUCAUAUGGUAGAAGCCUUUGUAGGUAUGGGAGGCACUAUGUCUGGCACUCGUUUCUGUGGCCACACCAUGUUGCAAUACAUGCCUGCUUCAGCUGAGUCAGAAGAGGAAGAUGAACCAGUCUUGCUUUUUGUUCAUUCUAAUUUGCUUAAAAUCACCGACAAAGUUCAUUUUAUUCAUAAUGGCCAGCCUGAACAUCCUUGGGAUCUUGCUAAGCGUUCCACUCUAAGUCAUUCAAAUACCUGGAUUAAGCCCGAGUUCUAUGUUUCUCCACGCGGAGAAGCAUGUAUGGAUUUUACUCAUCGUGAGGGCGAGCCUGAUGCUAUCACACAAAAUUUUGAUGCCGUAGUGCCUGGCUUCCAAGCUAACUACUUCAAAUAUGGAGGUAUCGGUGGCGAAACAAGAGCAUAAUUGUAAAUAACAAUAAAAAUAUGCAUUUAUCUAUCUAUUUGGUCUUUUCAUGAAAAGAUUUAACUAGACACUAUGUGUAUUACACAAUUAGAAGAUACUAAUACGAUUUAAAUCCUACAAUGCACAUCAUAAAAAGAGCAUGCUACUAAAAGAAAAAGGAGCCUUUCAUUAGUCAUUCGAGUGCUAAAC